AUGGGUCACGCAGCCGGUCUCCGCGCGGGUACGCGCUAUGCUUUCUCGAGGGACUUCAAGAAGAAGGGUAUGAUCCCUCUCUCGACCUACCUCAAGCAGUACAAGGUCGGUGAUAUCGUCGAUGUCGUAGCCAACGGUGCGGUCCAGAAGGGUAUGCCCUACAAGGUCUACCACGGCAAGACCGGUAUCGUCUACAACGUCACCAAGUCUGCUGUCGGUGUCAUCCUCCAGAAGCAGGUCGGCAACCGAUACAUGGAGAAGCGCAUCAACGUCCGCAUCGAGCACGUCCGCCACUCCCGCUCACGAGAGGACUUCCUCAAGCGCGUCAAGCUCAACUUCGCCAAGCAACAAAAGGCCAAGGAGACUGGCGAGCCCCAGCAGAUGAAGCGCCAGCCCGCACAGCCCCGUGCCGAGCACAUCGUCAGCCUCAAGGAGCAGAAGCCAGAGAACAUCACACCCAUCCCUUACGAGACCUACAUUUAG
Molecule: messenger RNA, 483 nt
Organism: Alternaria atra
Lineage: Eukaryota; Fungi; Ascomycota; Dothideomycetes; Pleosporales; Pleosporaceae
Exons: 3
Coding region: 1-483 (160 amino acids)
Biological process (GO): translation
Cellular component (GO): cytosolic large ribosomal subunit; ribosome
Molecular function (GO): structural constituent of ribosome
Source: RefSeq, a predicted model, not a curated record